CCUUCCACAAAACUGCGUGUAUAAUUUGCAAUUUAUAUUUUAAAUGUUUUAAAAUCAAUAUUUAUUUGUGUUACGCUGCUCCGGUUGCCUGCUUUUGAACGUUAUUCCGGUCCGCCCUCCCCCGCGCUGAUAGCGGCGUACAGCCCCUCGGUGAGCCGCUUUCUCUGCACAUGUAGUGCGGGUAGCUCCACGCCGCGCUGCUGCUUGCUUGUUAGGCGGUGUUGUUGACAGGAUCGUGUUGUCUACUCGGUUUCUCCCGAAACGAAAAACCGUUACUGCAAACUCUAUUUUUUACUGGAGAGAAUUGAUAUCACAGGAGAGGCCUGAGCAACAUUGGAUGUGAUGUCCAGCUCGCCGCUGUCCAAGAAGCGCCGCGUGUCCGAAUCAGAGACGAAGACGGGAUCCAACUGCUCCUCCUCCAGCUCUGUGAGAACUGAACUACCCUGUACAACCAGCAGCACCCCCGCCAACGGUAUGGCUAAGAAUGGGAGCGAGACCGAGAUUGAUGAGGGACUGUAUUCCCGACAGCUGUACGUGUUGGGCCACGAGGCGAUGAAACGCAUGCAGAACUCCAACGUGCUGAUCUCGGGAAUGAGAGGGCUGGGAGUGGAGAUCGCCAAGAACGUCAUCCUGGCGGGAGUGAAGACUGUCACCAUCCACGACUCUGCAGCAGCUGAGUGGAGGGACCUCUCUUCACAGUUCUAUCUGCGUGAGGAGGACCUAGGAAAGAACCGCGCUGAGACCACACAGCCCCGCCUGGCAGAGUUGAACAGCUACGUGUCUGUGUCGGCCUACACCGGAGCCCUCGCUGAGGAAUACCUGCAGCAGUUCCAGGUCGUUGUGCUGACAAACCCCUCUCUGGAGGAGCAGUUAAAGAUUGCAGAGGUCUGUCACAGCAAAGGGAUCAAGCUGGUGAUCGCUGACACUCGUGGACUCUUUGGCCAGCUGUUCUGUGAUUUUGGAGAGGAGAUGAUCGUGUUGGACCCGAAUGGAGAGCAGCCUCUGACUGCAAUGAUCUCGAUGAUAACAAAGGACAGUGCCGGUGUGAUCACCUGUCUGGACGAGGCGCGACACGGGUUCGAGAGUGGAGACUACGUCACCUUUACUGAGAUCCAGGGCAUGACUGAACUCAACAACUGUGAACCGGUCGAGAUCAAAGUGCUGGGUCCCUACACGUUCAGUGUCUGCGACACCAGCUCUUUCUCGGAUUACGUUCGAGGUGGGAUCGUUUCACAGGUCAAGGUGCCCAAGAAGAUUUCCUUUAAAUCUCUCUCUGCAUCUCUGGCUGAGCCAGAGUUUGUCCUGACAGACUUUGCUAAGUUUGAGCGACCGGGUCAGCUGCACCUGGGCUUCCAGGCCCUGCAGCGGUACCAGAAACAGCACGGCCGCAGCCCCAAGCCAUGGAGCCAGUCGGACGCCGAGGAGUUUGUCUCCCUCUGCAAGUCUCUCAAUGAGUCUCUCUCGGGCUCCGCCAAACAAGAGCAGCUGGACGAAGGCUUGCUGAAGAAGCUGGCGUACCUGGCAAUGGGAGACCUGGCCCCUGUCAAUGCCUUCAUCGGAGGACUUGCAGCGCAGGAGGUCAUGAAGGCCUGCACAGGGAAGUUCAUGCCUAUAAUGCAGUGGUUGUACUUCGAUGCUCUGGAGUGUCUCUCUGAAGAGGAGGGGGUCAUGCUGUCGGAGGAGGAGUGUGCACCAAGGAACUGCCGCUACGAUGGUCAGAUCGCUGUGUUUGGGUCCAAGUUGCAGGAGAAACUGUCCAAGCAGCGCUACUUUCUGGUGGGGGCCGGCGCGAUUGGCUGCGAGCUGCUGAAGAACUUUGCUCUGAUUGGUCUGGCGAGUGGGGAGGGUGGGGAAGUGAUCGUGACGGACAUGGACACCAUUGAGAAGUCAAACCUCAACAGACAGUUCCUGUUCAGACCCUGGGAUGUGACGAAGAUGAAGUCUGACACCGCGGCGGCUGCAGUAAAGCAGAUGAACCCCGACAUCCGAAUCACAAGCCACCAGAACCGGGUCGGUCCCGACACAGAGAGAGUCUACGAUGAUGACUUCUUCGAGGGGCUGGACGGAGUGACCAACGCGCUGGACAAUGUGGACGCCAGGAUGUAUAUGGACCGGCGCUGUGUGUAUUACCGCAAACCCCUGUUGGAGUCUGGAACUCUGGGGACCAAAGGGAACGUGCAGGUGGUCAUCCCCUUCCUGACAGAGUCCUACAGCUCCAGCCAGGACCCCCCGGAGAAAUCAAUCCCCAUCUGCACCCUGAAGAACUUCCCCAACGCCAUCGAGCACACCCUGCAGUGGGCCCGUGACGAGUUUGAAGGUCUCUUCAAGCAGCCGGCAGAGAAUGCAAUGCAGUACCUCACAGACCCCAAGUUCAUGGAGCGCACUCUGAAGCUGCCCGGCGCCCAGCCCCUGGAGGUGCUGGAGGCUGUGUAUAAGAGCCUGGUGACUGACUGUCCUCAGAGCUGGGAGGACUGCGUGGCGUGGGCCCGGAACCACUGGCAGUGCCAGUACAACAACAACAUCCGCCAGCUGCUGCACAACUUCCCCCCGGAGCAGUUGACCAGCUCUGGUGCCCCCUUCUGGUCAGGACCAAAGAGAUGCCCUCACCACCUGGAGUUCAGCACCAGCAACGACCUUCACGUGGAUUACAUCAUGGCGAGUGCUAACCUGCUAGCCAAGACGUACGGUGUGCCGGGUUCACGCGACCGCGCUGCCUUGGUGAAGAUCCUGGACACCGUGCACGUGCCGCAGUUCACUCCACGCUCUGGAGUCACGAUCCACGUGUCUGACCAGGAGCUGCAGAACGCCAACACCUCCACCGAUGAUUGCAGGCUGGACGAGUUGAAGAGCCUUCUACCCAAAUCAGAUUGUCUGUCGAAAUUCAAGCUGACUGCUAUUGACUUUGAGAAGGACGAUGACACCAAUUUCCACAUGGAUUUUAUUGUCGCAGCAUCAAACCUCAGGGCAGAAAAUUAUGACAUCCCUCCAGCAGACCGACACAAGAGCAAGCUGAUUGCUGGGAAGAUCAUCCCUGCCAUCGCCACGACGACGGCGGCUGUGGUGGGCCUGGUGUGUCUGGAGCUGUUCAAGAUCGUUCAGGGCCACCAGAAAGUGGAGUCCUUCAAGAAUGGCUUCAUGAACCUGGCACUGCCCUUCUUCGCAUUCUCUGAGCCCAUCGCAGCGCCCACACACAAGUACUAUGAACAGGACUGGACUCUGUGGGAUCGCUUCGAGGUGAAGGGGUUGCAGGAUGAUGGGAAGGAGAUGACACUCAAACAGUUCCUAGACUACUUCAAGAAUGAACACAAGCUGGAGAUCACCAUGCUGUCCCAGGGAGUCUCCAUGCUCUAUUCAUUCUUCAUGCCACCCGCCAAGCUAAAGGAGCGACUCCCACAGCCGAUGACUGAGAUUGUGACCAAAGUCUCGAAGAAGAAGCUUGGCAAGCAUGUGAAGGCGCUGGUGUUCGAGCUCUGCUGUAAUGACGACACGGACGAGGACGUGGAAGUGCCCUACGUGCGAUACACCAUUCGCUGAGAGCACAGUUUGGGGGUGGGGAGGGGGUUACUGGACACCAUUCGCUGAGAGCACAACUGUGUGGGGGGGGGCAUUUGCUGAGAGGAGGGAGUGGCUUGGGGGAGGAGCUCCAGGAGUUCUUGCAAUGCAUUCUGGAACUUGUAGUCCUUUUUUAUUUCUCAAAGCUCAACAUGUUGGGAGGUCAAAUUGAUUUCAGAUUUAGCCUAGUUUUAUAGUAAAAAGGAAGGGAGGGGCUUAGGGAAAGAGGCUGAAUUGCUGAAGGCAGGGCUAAGGGUGGGUGAUGCUUGUUUUGGCUGAGAGGAAGGAAUGUUUUUCAGAUGGAAUUUGGUUUUAAAACCUUGGUUAGCACUUAUUUUAAAAGGAGUGCCAGUGGUGAUAUUUCUAGUGUUAAUAAGAUAAGAAAUGUAUUUCAAAGUCUUGGUUACAACCCCUUUUUUUUAAAACUACACAUAAUCUCAAAGUAACAAGAAUAAAACAUUUUACGAAUAAAGCACACCCCUUCAACAUUGUUAUUCUGUGAUGUUUCCCUGUUGGAUACAGGAGCCUGAAGUUCAAAACUGACAGUGCUUUGUGUGCCCUCUCGUGCUAAAUCAGGAGGAGUCUAGCAAAUUCAGUUCCAGCGAGUUAAUAUAAUGGGAGCAAGAUGGAACUAAAUACCUGGUAAAAAAUCUCCAUUCUGGAAAUGUUGGUGCCCUUUUAUUGCAAAGCUGUAACUUAUUUAAAAAAAAUUCUGUUUUCCAUAAAAUCUAAAUCCUGUUUUAGACUUGUUUUCUGGGGCUGCACAGUGGUCUAGAAAAAUGUUUGUUUUAAUCAAUAAAGAGAGUUGAAUGAA
Molecule: messenger RNA, 4366 nt
Organism: Acipenser ruthenus (sterlet)
Lineage: Eukaryota; Metazoa; Chordata; Actinopteri; Acipenseriformes; Acipenseridae
Product: ubiquitin-like modifier-activating enzyme 1
Exons: 26
Coding region: 343-3534 (1063 amino acids)
Biological process (GO): protein ubiquitination; DNA damage response; ubiquitin-dependent protein catabolic process
Cellular component (GO): nucleus; cytoplasm
Molecular function (GO): ubiquitin activating enzyme activity
Source: RefSeq, a predicted model, not a curated record